UCCCACCUCCCCCUCCAGGCGUGACGUGCAGAUAGAAAGCGGGACCUGCCCUCCCGUCGCCAUUUUUCGGUCUCGUACUCGCACUUCUAGUGGCUCGGGUGAGGGGGGGGAAGAGCAGAAAUAAGGGAAAGUAUAACAUUUGGAAUCGGUAAACCGGGAUCCCUCGUAAGAAGUCAGGAAUGCACGCGAGAGCUACAGCAUAACGUACUGCCACCGGAGAUGCACGCGCAGGUCGCUGUUGUAAAAUAAUUGUUGGUGUGAAGACGUGUUGCGGGCCGCCAUUUUUUUGCUGUGCUGCCUCAAAAGUCUGCUCCGACUCGAGAAAGGGGAUUCAAAAACGCAUUUCCAUGACGUGUGCCUCACCGUAAGAUCAAGAAGAUACAAACUAUCAUUUGGUUUCCGACCCGCUGCUACUGGCGACCUUUUUGCCGACAUGAGGAUUUAUCAGAUGAAAAACUGAGGCCACCUUUUCCGUUCUCAUUACUAGCACUGACUGGAGGAGAUACAUUAUUAAAAGAGAAGCCCGGUGUUUUCUCGGAAGGCGGAACGAAAAAGGGAAGCUUCAUUGAUCAUUUGUUGCUUCGCUCUCCGUCGAUGUUUGUCUGUCGUAAGUUUUUAGUUUUUCUAUUUUGGCCGCUCUAACAAUCACUCAGCCAUUGACUGCUGAACACAGGAACCACAUUAUGUUCCAAAGUUGGAUCAAGCCAGUCGCAGCCUGUCUCUGAAAACGUCAGGUGGUUUUUGUGUUCUGUUUUUUUUUAAUUAUCAGAGGUCUCCGGAGCCUGCAGCGUUUGUGCAGAAAUCACCCGAAAACCUUAGAGGACGACGAAUGCCCUGCCCUGCAUCUUCCAAAUCCUCAUAUUUGAAAUGUCAACUGCUCGGUUUGAUUCAGCUGAUCGGUCCGCCUGGUAUUUUGGACCCGUGUCACGACAAGAGGCACAGAAUAGGUUACAAGGACAGAGACAUGGCAUGUUUCUUGUUCGAGACUCUUCGACCUGCCCUGGCGACUACGUGCUGUCAGUAUCUGAAAACUCCAAAGUAUCUCACUAUAUCAUCAACUCUUUGCCCAGCAAGAGGUUUAAGAUAGGUGACCAAGAGUUUGAGCACCUCCCUGCUCUCCUGGAGUUCUACAAAAUCCACUACCUGGAUACCACCACGCUGAUAGAGCCAGCCCCCAGGUACCCAAGCACAGUGAGCGGACCCAUCCAGCCCGUGGGUGGCCCAGAGGAGAACCUUGAGUAUGUGCGGACUCUAUAUGACUUCACUGGCAGCGAUGCAGAGGACCUUCCCUUCAAGAAGGGGGAGAUCCUUAUUAUCCUGGAGAAGCCAGAGGAGCAGUGGUGGAGCGCCAAGAGUAAAGAGGGACGUGUCGGGAUGAUCCCUGUGCCCUAUGUGGAAAAAUUGGUACGACCAUCGCCUCAUCCUGGCCAGCCUUCCUAUGGAUCUCGCAACUCCAACAGCUAUGGGAUCCCUGAGCCCUCCCACGCCCUCGUCCACGCCUAUGCCCAGCCCCAGACACCAUCGCCACUGCCCCCUGGCACACCUGGAGCAGUUAUCGCCCCUCUACCGUCCCUGCAAAACGGCCCCGCCAUGGCAAAGGCCAUCCAGAAACGAGUGCCGUGUGCCUACGACAAAACCGCUCUUGCUUUAGAGGUCGGUGACAUCGUCAAGGUUCUACGGAUGAACAUCAGCGGUCAGUGGGAGGGCGAGGUGAAUGGACGGAGGGGUCUCUUCCCGUUCACCCAUGUCAAAAUCAUAGACCCCCAGAAUCCAGAUGAGAGUGACUGACCCAAGAGCUCGACUGAACCUUCUCGCCAGAAUCGACCUGUACCUGAAUCUGCUGGCUGUCUCCACCUUUCCCGCCAGUGUCACCACGGUUACGUGCUUGCCUGCUUGGGGGCUGUACCAUGAUAGCGACCCCUCUGUUGUUGCCAACCGUUGCAAGGCUUUCUGACUGUUUACAGCUUUGGACAUUGGAUCCAAACUAAAAACCUGACCCCACUUUUCCCAGUUCCCUUUCCUAUGACUUGGUUUCAGACUGGGCAGUGUUUCUUUUUUUUUUGCAUUUGUGUCCUUUUCAUUUCCAGAUCACUGGGCAUCAGUGUGAGUGUAUGUGUGUGCGUAUGUAUAAGUGCGUGUGUGUUCACAAUAGAUAUUAACCACAAAACACACAAUGUCUGUUUUUUUUUAUUAUUAUUAUUUGAAUUCUCUCAAUAUUUGUUACAUUUGAAGUCUUGGGGACAUAAGAAAGUGUUGGUGUGUGUUUGUUUUGUUGAUGUGAGUACAUUUGUACGAAGUAGGGAUCAGUAACAUCCCUACGGAGUUGGGAGAGCACUGAGGCAAUGAGGAGCUAAUAGUGCGUUCCAUUUACCUCGGAAGCCGGAGCUGGGAAUGACGUCACACCCGAGUUGAAUGCGUUUUUCAUUUAUCAUUUACAAGUUGGAUUUUUCAUUGUGGGGUUAGCUCUAGCCAGGUUAGCCAUUGUUAGCAAUACCAGUUGAUAACAGCGCAUUACGCUGUUUUUGCAUUCAAACAGCAUAAAUACAUGUCCACAGAUAGAAGUUGGACAGGACUGUGUGUACGACUCUUAGUCUAGUGAGACCCCAGUGAGACAGAAGUGCUAAUAACUGUUGAUGCACAUGGCAUCCAUGUUGGAUUUUGAGCUCUGGGUAGUGUGAGGUUGUCAGAGUUCCGAGCUUGGAAAUCCGAGGUCGGAGGAGCGGGGUUUCCAACUUUGACCCCGGAAAAUCCAACUUCCGAGUGCAAAUGGAACGCAUUAUAACCAGCCAGUCCAAUGUUAUUUCUCCAAACAAUCAAGUCACUGUUAUACCGAAACCAACACACACACACACACACACACACACACACACACACACACACACACACACACACACACACACACACACUGGCCAUGAGGUAUUCAGGUUGACAGGUUUUUUUUUUUAUGUGAUGUGUGACUGGAGUCAGGAGAAAGCACGAGAGAUGGGUUUGUGGAGGAUCUAGGUUGUACUGUGACAUUAUAGAUCCCAUGAUCCCAUCCACUCUUCAAAAUUAUUUAUCUGUUAAUAAGACAUGACACGGCCAUAUGUCUCUUUUUCUUAUUUGUGCCACAUGAUCAACAGUAGUGUUUUUUUUGUUUGUUUUAUAUUUGUGGCUUGGAGAACAUGUAUGUUAGAGGGAUAACUUUGCAUGUCCACUCGGUACCUCUCUUUACUGUCUUAGGACAUUGCUUAGAGAUUAGCAGGUUUUUAAUGCCAACAGCACCAAGCACUAGAAGAUAUAUUUCAACGUUCUGCAUAGGUGCGCCAAGCUUUGAACCGGUUUUCAAAAGUCAAAUAGAAAUGGCCGCAACCCUUGCCCACGCUUCCCACAAGCAUUUGACUACAAGGCUAGCUAAAAAUGCAUUGUCACAGUGUGGGCAUGAGAACUGAAGGCUUUCUGCUGAGGUGAGAAACUAAUUUCAGUGGCAUAGGUCAGGGGAGGAGGAAGUGUUUCAGCAAGUCCAUGAGAAUCCCAUCAAUGCCUUUUUCAGAGAGUAAGCUAAAUGCAUAUUUUAGCGCAUGCAAUCCCUAAUAAUCUCACCUAAUAUUUGGUCUCUGCACAAUUGUCUCUCUUUAUGCAAACAGGCUCUGUCAGAGUAGUGGGAAGCAUAUUUGUUCCUACUGUGCUGCAACCAGUUUUACCAGUAGAAGUCGAGGAUAAAACAGUUGUACAAACAGUGCUGACCCCCAGGUUUCUGCUGUAAAAAAUGGGGGUGUAAUAACCAUUUCACCCCCUGUGUCUCAGCUUUCCGAUUAAAUCAAUGCUCAGCCGUUUACUCUGAGUAAUAUUGUGCAGUUUUAGUUGUAUCCCUAUUUUUUAUUUUUAUUUUGUCCGGUUAUAGUCCGCUAGUAAAUCAAGCAUUUCUGUUAAAAUGAAUAAUAUUAAAAAAAAAAAAAAAAAAAAAAAAAGUACCUACGGUGACAUUUACAAAAGGGAAAAUGCCUGCUGGUUGCCUCUGUGCAUGACCUCUUGGCCAGGGGGAUGGUUCUCCUUGGCCAAAUGCUGCUUAAUGUCAUUUAUUUCCUUAUUAAAUAAAGGUUUCUCUUAUUUUAAUCCCUCCUCAUCUGUGCAAACAAACCAGUUUGGGUUAUCCUCAUCAAACUUGAUGAAGUUACUAAUUAAGCAAUACACUCUGAUUAUUUCCUUUUCUUGAGGUGAACUUCCUUUUCUCAUGCUUCUGAGUUGUUUUGUAAUGGCAUUAACAGUAUUACUGUGCUCUCUUCUCAUAUUCUAGGAAAACCUGUCUUUUACUUAAGAAUUGAAAAUUGUGCCUUUUAUUUUCUUAUACCAUUUACAUGUGUUAAUAUUUCCCAUGGUUAACACCUGUGCUGGUAUUGACCCUUUAUGUACAGAACAAGUAAAUAAAAUUUACGUCUACUUCUUUAA
Perca flavescens (yellow perch) is the source of this 4428-nucleotide messenger RNA. RefSeq names its product v-crk avian sarcoma virus CT10 oncogene homolog-like (gene crkl). The transcript is spliced from 4 exons. The record is from RefSeq and is a predicted model, not a curated record. The coding region runs from base 868 to 1788 and encodes 306 amino acids. Gene Ontology annotation, molecular function: receptor tyrosine kinase binding; signaling adaptor activity. Lineage: Eukaryota; Metazoa; Chordata; Actinopteri; Perciformes; Percidae. Gene Ontology annotation, biological process: positive regulation of ERK1 and ERK2 cascade; cell migration; enzyme-linked receptor protein signaling pathway. Gene Ontology annotation, cellular component: cytoplasm.